Molecule: messenger RNA, 1335 nt
Organism: Platichthys flesus (European flounder)
Lineage: Eukaryota; Metazoa; Chordata; Actinopteri; Pleuronectiformes; Pleuronectidae
Product: receptor-type tyrosine-protein phosphatase H-like
Exons: 7
Molecular function (GO): protein binding
Source: RefSeq, a predicted model, not a curated record
AUGGUUCCUAUUAAUAAGAUGACUAAUAUACAACCUAUCGCCAAUAGAGACACUGACGGACUAGAAACAAACGUAACUGCAGAAAUAGCAAAUGAACCAGUCACACACGUAACCUCAGGACUCACAAAUGGGACGAAAUACAACUUCACCCUCUUCACUGUGUCUGAAAACGUCAGAAGCAGUGGAGUGAGCAUCUCUGCAUUCACUGCUCCUCCUAAUGCAGAGGACUUUAAAUCAGUGGGACAAAAUGAGACCAGUGUCACCCUGCAGUGGAAAAAAGUGGAAAACAUCCUCACGUAUGUUCUUGUGUCCAGUGACGGACUAGAAACAAACGUCACUGCAGAAAUAGCAAAUGAACCAGUUACACACGUAACCUCAGGACUCACAAAUGGGACAAGAUACAACUUCACUCUCUUCACCGUGUCUGAAAACGUCAGAAGCAGUGGAGUGAGCAUCUCUUCAUUCACUGCUCCUCGUAAUGCAGAGGACUUUAAAGCAGUGGGACAAAAUGAGACCAGUGUCACCCUGCACUGGAAAAAAGUGGAAAACAUCCUCACAUAUGUACUUGUGUCCAGUGACGGACUGGACACAAACGUCACUGCAGUAAUGGGAAAUGAACCACUUAGACAUGUAACCUCAGGACUCACAAAUGGGACAAGAUACAACUUCACUCUCUUCACCGUGUCUGCAAACGUCAGAAGCAGUGGAGUGAGCAUCUCUGCAUUCACUGGACUCACAAAUGGGACAAAAUACAAUUUCACUCUAUUCACCGUGUCUGAAAACGUCAGAAGCAGUGGAGUGAGCAUCUCUGCAUUCACUGCUCCUCCUAAUGCAGAGGACUUUAAAUCAGUGGGACAAAAUGAGACCAGUAUCACCCUGCAGUGGAAAAAAGUGGAAAACAUCCUCACGUAUGUUCUUGUGUCCAGUGACGGACUAGAAACAAACGUCACUGCAGAAAUAGCAAAUGAACCAGUUACACACGUAACCUCAGGACUCACAAAUGGGACAAAAUACAACUUCACCCUCUUCACUGUGUCUGAAAAAGUCAGAAGCAGUGGAGUGAGCAUCUCUGCAUUCACUGCUCCUCCUAAUGCAGAGGAGUUUAAAUCAGUGGAACAAAAUGAGACCAGUGUCACCCUGCAGUGGAAAAAAGUGGAAAACAUCCUCACAUAUGUUCUUGUGUCCAGUGACGGACUAGACACAAACGUCACUGCAGAAAUAGGAAAUGAACCAGUUACACACGUAACCUCAGGACUCACAAAUGGGACAAAAUACAACUUCACUCUCUUCACCGUGUCUGCAAAAGUCAGAAGCAGUGGAGUGAGCAUCUCUGCA